AUGGUUUAAAAUAUUUUAAAUGUUGAUUGUGGUGAUCGAUCCAUCGACUUAAUUAACGGAAUUAUGGUUGAAAAGCUUUUAAAUCUAUUUAAUCAAAACCAUUUUUCUAUCAAAGUAGAUUAAUGCACAGAUUCAUAAUUUGUAUUCAAUUAUGCAAGGUUAAAAUCCAUUAUUGAAAAUAUGUCAAGUUUUGAUUCUAAUCUUUAAGUGAUCACUCCUUUAAAAAUAGUAGAAGGCAAGGAUGAAAAUGAGUUAAACAAAUUUGUUUAUAAUAUCAUCAUGGUAUUUUCACUCCAUAAAUAAAGUUAAGAUAAUCUAUGAUUGGGAUAAAGCUAAAGAAGCACUUACCUAUUUAAGGAAUGAUUAGAUACAAUAUGUCCUUGAUUUCUUCGGCAAAGAAGAUUUCAAUUAUCAAUAACAAUAAUUGUAUAAGUAAUUAAUUGAGUAUGGGACAAUUAAUAAUAAAUAAGAAAACUAAAUCAAAUCACUUGAAUAUACAAUUUCACUUUUUAGAAGCAAAUAUCACAAAUUAUAAAAUUUAACAAAAGAGCUUAAAUGAAGAAAACAAUUCUUUGAAAGAAUGUUAGUAUUUGAUUAUUAUACUUUUAGAAAUUGAAUAAUUUAAAAUGAAUGAAUUCGGAUUAAAUUGUAAUUUGACGAUAAAUUAUUUAAAAUAAGAAUGUUUAAAUUUGUAAAUGAAUAUCACUAAUUUAGAAAAAAGAAAUGAAUUGUAUAAUACAUUAAAUAUAUCUAGACAAUAAUAAUAAAUUGAAAUCUUUAUUUAGUAUGAAUAAAAAUCUAAAGAUUUGGAAUAAGAAUCAUAAAACUAAUCAAAUAAAAAAAUCCUUAUUGAUGAAUUGUAGGAAAAGAAUUAGAUUCUAAAAGAAUAAGUGAAAGGUUAUGGUUAAUAUUCAAAGAUGCAAAAAGAAAAUAUAAAUUUAAGCAAUUAUAAUACUUAGUGUGAAUAAGAAAUAGCCAGAUUAGAAGAUACAAUUACACAAUUAGAAUAAUAAAUCAAGAAUUAGUUUUAAUUGAAAAUAUACACUUAAGAGACUCCAAAAAUUCCAAAACCAAAAGUAAACUGUUUAUCGGAAUAAAAAUAAAAAAAGUAAUGUUCUUCUGAUGAUAAACUUUAAAGAUAGAAUGAUAUGCUAAGAUAGAUUAUUUCUAAAUUUGUAAUUUAAUAAUAAUCUACUUAGUUUUUAAUAAAUAAAUGUUAAAGAGGAAAAUCUUUAAAUAGUUGA
Molecule: messenger RNA, 1244 nt
Organism: Paramecium sonneborni
Lineage: Eukaryota; Ciliophora; Oligohymenophorea; Peniculida; Parameciidae
Source: the annotation of a GenBank genome assembly